GCGUAUCCGUAUGACGCUUGACAAUACUCUUGCCCUGUUCACUGCUACCUUAGUUUCAGGGAUGUACGAGAGCUUACGGCCUGGAGUGUAUAAAGCCAUCCUGAGGCCGCACGGUAACAUUGCCAUACAUAUCAGCUCAUUUGAGCAAAACACCUAGCCAUCAGUCAACUUCAUUCUCCACUCUAUCAUACCGACCGUCACAUAUCCUCAUGCCGUCUCCACCAAGAAGCGCAAUAUCCUUUCCGAGUCAGGCCGACCUCUUCUAUUUCUGCACCACCUCAUCAACCUCUGAAGAAGACCUCAACAUCCACUAUGCACCUCCUUCAAAAUCCUCAUUACGCAUCGGCGUGCUGGUACUCAGCAACGACCAAGUUCAACUAGCCGACCUAGUCGCACUUGACCUUCUCGCCAUGGUCGGAAGAAACAGAAUCAGCAGAAUGCACGCCACGGCAGCAGCCAUCGACGAGGCCGUGGACGAAAUUGACAUUCGAUAUGUCAGUGUGACCGGAGAGGGGAGUUUUCCUGUCACGGCUGGCACGCGAAUGCCGGUGACGAACUCGUUUGACAACGCGCCUCAAUUCGACAUCCUCGUCAUUCCUGGAUCUUUUUCAUCCACCGCAAUGCCGGUGGAAGCUACCUCCUUCCUCACCUCGCAAUGUCUAAACCCCAAUCUCAUCGCCAUCAUGAGCAUAGCCUCGGGAAUCUAUCCCCUCGUCCAAGCCGGCAUCUUACACGGCACACGAGCCGCAGCACCCAGAUCGCUACUCCCAAUGCUGCAGCAACAGUAUCCGGAGACGCUAUGGCAGCAUUCAUCCUGGGCCCGCCACGAAAAAGUCUGGUCGAGCAACUCGUCGGUUUCAGCACUCGAUAUGGUUUCGACGUGGAUGCGCGAGUACUUUUGGGAUAGAAGCGAGACUGUAGAAUUUGCGCUUACGGCUGCGGGUAUGGGCUCGCUUUAUGACUAUAAUCACUGCGAUUAUUGAUGAUUUGAUUGGGCCGAUUAGCAUUGAAUGGCGCUUCCGGACAUGAUCUCAACUCUGUAUAACAAGCACACUGUUUUGGCAAGAAUGAGGCGUUCUUGAGAUGUUAUAUAGAUAUGUAUAAGAUUUUGUUGCAGAUAUGCA
This is a messenger RNA of Alternaria rosae, 1124 nucleotides long. RefSeq names its product putative amidotransferase-domain-containing protein. The record is from RefSeq and is a predicted model, not a curated record. The transcript has 2 exons. The coding region runs from base 210 to 983 and encodes 257 amino acids. Lineage: Eukaryota; Fungi; Ascomycota; Dothideomycetes; Pleosporales; Pleosporaceae.